Messenger RNA from Rhineura floridana, 6873 nucleotides. RefSeq names its product Rho guanine nucleotide exchange factor 28 (gene ARHGEF28). NCBI's taxonomy places the organism in Eukaryota, Metazoa, Chordata, Lepidosauria, Squamata, Rhineuridae. Gene Ontology annotation, biological process: regulation of Rho protein signal transduction; cell morphogenesis. Bases 114 to 5279 code for a protein of 1721 amino acids. The transcript has 38 exons. The record is from RefSeq and is a predicted model, not a curated record. Gene Ontology annotation, molecular function: guanyl-nucleotide exchange factor activity.
CACGAGCCAUUUCGGAAUUCUUCUGGUCGAGGGAGCAACAGAUGCUGCAACGAUGGAAUUGAGCUGCACUGAAGUACCUCUUUAUUAAUCUGGAAAGGCAGGAAACAGCAUAAAUGGAAGAAAGAAACUGGGUUGUGCAGGUUUUGCCAUCUGAGGGACAGACCGCUAUACAUGGAAAAUUUGACAAAAUUCUCCCAGAAGAUGCUGAAUUUUACUUUGUUUACAGUGGCUCAGCCCAGAGACACGUGGUUUUUGCCAAGCACAUUACUAAUAAGUCCCUUGAAUCUGUUAUUCCAGCUCAUGGAGAGCAAGAAGAUGUUUCCGUCUCUGUUGUCAUGUAUACAAAAGAAGGUAUACUUGUGACUCUGGGCUUCUCAUCUGUUACUUUCAAGCAGAACACAGCUUAUGAGUUAGCAUGUUUUCUGGUGAGCCAAGCUGAUUGCCUCACUCCCUCCAACCACCACAUACUUCUCAGCAGAUUUGGUUUAACGGAGGAACAUUUUCAGUCUUUGGAUCACAAUGUUAUGCUAGCAAUGGCUCAUGAAGACAUUCCACCUGCAUGGAACAUCACCGGGAAUAUUUCAGAAAAUGAAUCUAAGCACAAAGAAACACUUCUCCAUCUCACAAUGAGAUUGGGUUUGGUUAAACUUUCCCAAUUCCUGUUAUGCCAGCCAGGUGGGACAGCUGCAGUCACUCUACCGAACAAAGAUGGGUUCACACCAUUGGACUUGGCUUUACAGAAUGGCCACUUCAGGCUUCUUGAACUUAUCUUCAAAAGGCAGGUCAGACAUCCAUUUGAGAUUUCUAAAGUAGAGCUUGGUGAGAAUGCAGUCCUACAAUUUGCUCAUUCAUCAGGAACUCUAACACUGACACUUAAUCACACGGCGGACCAUUUGCUAGAAUCUGAUGUUCAACUGUUCAGGAAAUACUUCUGGGAUAGAGCUUUUCUGCACAAGAAUCUUACUCCAGCGUAUGCUGAGACACUGAGAGGAGUGCAGAUGCCUUGCAAUUUCACAGUUUCUACAGAAGAUCCUGUGGACUUUGUUGCUGAGGAGUCAUCGCUCAAAAAUGAAGAUACAAUGUUCUACAGAGUUCAGCCAACUGAAAAUGAAGAUGAUACAGUGUUGGAUUUAGCUCAACAACAUUCCCCAUUUGAGGCAUAUAGGAAAACCUCAAAUCCCUCCACCUUCUUUGCGGCAGCCAGACUUUCUGCUAUGCUUAAUGGAAGUGAAGAAGUAUAUGCAAAUCGCAUGGUGGUGGACCAGAUGGAAGACACUGGUGUCAAGUACAUUAAAAUAGGCCAGUCAGCUUCUGAAACAUGCAAAGACCAUGUAGACUUGAAUGAAGACCCAGAAGAACUGGCAAAUAGCAUGGACAGGAGAAACUCUUCGACCCUUAUUCAGUCUAAUUUGGAUACAGCAGGACCUUUCUUGUCAAUCAAGAAAACACAUGCAUUAAGCAACCAACGAAACCAACGCUAUUCCAUCAUGAAAAAACGAAGUUCUAGUCUUGAUGACUUGGAUGUAGAUAAUGGAGAUGAAAAAAUUUCUAACCGGUCCCAUAACUGCUACCCUUCAAUGUCCUUCAACUCUUCUGUGGCCUUGGCAAAUAGCAGGAGUGGGUUAAGUUCUUCAGAGACAAAUACAGAACUAGAUUUUAACAUGAGCAGGGCUGAAUCCCUUCCUUUGUCCAGCAAUCUGCAGUCAAAGGAAUCGUUACUGUCUGGAAUUCGGUCUCGUUCAUAUUCCUAUACUUCACCCAAAGUCUUAUUGGGGAAAUCACACUGUGCACGGGACUUCACAAUAUGUGAUUCAAAUGAUGAACAACAUGCAUUCAGCUUCCCUGAACAAUCAAGAGAGAAAAGGAUUCCAGAAGAAGAAUGGGAGAAGUACAUAAUGCCUACAAAAUCGGAAUCUGAAAAAUAUAAAGUCAGCCGUACUUUUAGCUUUCUGAUGAACAGAAUGGCCAGUACACGAAAUAAAUCCAAGGCCAAAAAUAGAGAUGCCAAAGAGAGGGAGAAACUUAACAGACACCAGUUUGUUUCUGGGACUUUUGCUGGGGUCAUGCCAUGCUUCUCAUGUGAGAAACCAUUUUUGGGGAAAGAGGCAUUGCAGUGUUUGUAUUGUAAUGCACUUGUGCAUAAACAUUGUAAGGACUGUGCUCCUGCAUGUACAAAAAAACUCCAAGAGAGGUGCCAUAUUAAGAACAGGAUGCAAGCUGUCCAGACAAAUCCAUCAUUCAGAGACAUUCCUCAGCCAACAUUGUCCUCAAUGCAUCCUUCUACCUCAGCACCCAUCGGAUUAUCUACUGUAAAAAAAGAUGCAUUGCAGCAACCACACUCCUUGUCCAAAAGUGUUCCAAGUACCACUUUUGAAAGAAAAUGCAUGUCACCAUUGGAGCCAGAUUCUGAUACCAGCAGCUGGAGAUCGAGGUCACACUCUGAAGAGCUAUUACAAUCAAUAGGGACUGCUUCAUCAGUUGACUCUUUUAUAAUUGAAGAUGAUGUUGAUGCCCCUUUAUGGAGUGACCUCAACAGUGAUGCACUGGAAUUUGAAGCAGAAUCCUGGAGGCUUGUUGUGGACCCUUCUUUUUGUAAUAAACAAGAAAAAGACGUUAUCAAACGACAAGAUGUGAUUUUUGAGCUGAUGCAAACAGAAGUACAUCACAUCCAUACACUAUUCAUUAUGUCAAAAAUAUUCAGAAAAGGAAUGAAAGAAGAACUGCAGCUGGACCACAGCACUGUGGACAAAAUAUUCCCCUGUUUAGAUGAACUGCUAGAACUUCAUCAGCAGUUCUUCUGUAGCAUGAAGGAGAGGCGACAGGAAUCAUGCGAGGAGGACAGUGAUCGAAACUUUGUAAUUAGCAGAAUUGGAGACAUCCUUGUACAGCAGUUUUCAGAAGAGAAUGCAAACAAAAUGAAGGCGAUAUAUGGGGAAUUUUGUAGUCAUCAGAAAGAAGCUGUUAGUCUUUUCAAAGAAUUGCAGCAAAAUAAAAAAUUCCAGAACUUCAUCAAACUACGGAACAGUAAUCUUUUGGCUCGACGUCGAGGAAUCCCAGAAUGCAUUCUGCUGGUCACUCAGAGAAUCACAAAGUACCCAGUUCUAGUAGAGAGAAUAUUGCAGUAUUCCAAAGAAGGAACCGAAGAACACCAGAACUUAUGUAAAGCCCUUUGCCUAAUCAAGGACAUGAUUGCAGCAGUUGAUUUGCAAGUCAAUGAAUAUGAGAAAAAACAAAAAUUGUUGGAGAUUCUCAGCAAGAUUGAAAACAAAUCAUAUACCAAGUUGAAAAAUGGCCAUGUUUUCAGGAAGCAAGAUUUGAUCAAGAAAGAGAGGACAAUUUUGCAUGAAGGUUUAGUUUAUUGGAAAACAGCUACAGGACGCUUCAAAGAUAUAUUAGCUCUCCUUCUAAAUGAUGUGAUGUUGUUUUUACAAGAAAAAGAUCAGAAAUACAUCUUUGCAGCUGUUGACCAGAAGCCUGCAGUUAUAGCCCUUCAGAAACUUAUUGUCAGAGAAGUAGCCAAUGAAGAGAGAGGGAUGUUUCUAAUUAGUGCAUCAUCUACUGGGCCUGAGAUGUAUGAGAUUCAUACCAGUUCUAAAGAGGAACGCAGUCAUUGGAUGAGGCAGAUUCAAGAGGCAGUGGAAAGUUGCCCAGAGGAAGAAGGAAAAAUGAGUGAAUCUGAUGAGGAUCGAAGAAUAGCUGAAGCCAGAUCAGCCAAAAUUCAAAAAUGUCAAGUAAUCUUGAGUAACCAGGACCAGCAGAUCUGUAGCUACUUGGAAGAUAAGCUUAACAUCUAUGCAAAGCUUGGAGAUAUGAGUGGGUUUGAAGAUGUUCAUGUAGAACCACAUCUGCUUAUAAAACCUGACUCAGGCGAAACACCUCAAGUGGCCUCACUCCUGGCUGCAGCUCUCAAGGAAGCGGAAAACCUCCACAUGGCUGUAACGGUAUUACAGACGAACGACUCAAGUCACUCAACGGAAGAGAGGACUGGAGAAUUUAAUUUGACAGAACAUCUUACUGAAGCUGAAGUCUGUGAACCUUUCACUGAUUCUGUGGAGUGGAAGGGAGAGAAAGAGCCUGGGGAUUCAGAUGUUCAUGAUGCAAACGACGUAACAGAAGCUGACUUGCUAGACCAGGAAGGAGGCACAUGUUUUGCUGCUUCUGCACAAACUGAGAUUGUACAGACUAUUCAGAAUUUAACCCGCCUCCUGUAUAGCGUACAGGCAGCCGUAACUAUCCAGGACAGCUGCAUUGAGAUCCAUAAGCUGCUUCUUCAGGAGCAUGAAAGAUCCAGCUGGAGCCCCAGUUCUCGUAGCACCUCCCUCCUAGAACAAGGAAAGCACCGAAAUUUCAAACCAAAGGAGGAACUAGCCAAUGUCCAGAAGCUCCAACACCAAUUUCAACAAGAGCAGCAACGCUGGCACCGUGAGUGUGAGCAGCGGCAGCAGGAACACGAGACAAGAGAGACCCGUUUGCUGGAGAAGGAGAAAGAGUGCUUGAACCAAGAGGAGUUGCUUUGCAAAACCCAAGGAGAGCUGGACAUUCAGCUGCAGGAUUACCAGCAGAACCUGCAGAGACUCAGGGAAAGCCAAAGGGUGGUGGAGGAGGAACGGGAAACAGUCAACCUGCAGCAGAAGAUCCUGCGCCACUGGAAGCACAGCCGCCAAAGCAGUCUGCCUGCAGUGAUCUCCCCAGGGAACAAUGAGAUCAUGGGACAGAAUCAAUCGGACAGUUUUUGUGGUGAGAAUUCAGUCUUCAUAAAUGAAGCCAUAGUACAGAUGUCAUUAAACUGCCUCAACAGAUCAAACUCAGCUCUAGUUUACCAGGACAGCGUAUGUAGUGUGAACCUGCCAAAUUCAGAUUUAUCAAGGACUACUGAAAAUCAGGUCAACCUCAACAUGGACAUUUCUUGUCAACAAGUGGUCAUCGGUGAUCUCUCAAAAUCCAGUAGACUCGACCAUCACAUUCCCUCCUCCAGCACAAGCCACACAGAUGCUUGUAACAAUCGCAGUUGCACAGAAGAAGUGAACAGCAGGAUGCACUCAGCCAGUGAAGAUUUCAUUAGGAAUCUAGGAAUGAACUCAGAACUAUCACCAAUGAGCCAAAUAUCCAAAUAUCAAGACAUGAAUGCAUUGCAGAACCAGUGCCCAAGACUACACAGUUCAAGUCUAGGCAGUAUCCAACCUCAGCAUCCUUCAGAUGUUCUGCUGCACAAACAACCAUGUGAUAUGGGACAAGAUUCAGAAAAUGGGGACAUUGAAGAAAAUAUUGUUUAUCUCUAAAAUAUUUCUUCCUCUACUACCAGUAGCACUUUAGGAUUGAUUUUCUCACUGUUCAUAGUUGCUCUUUGUCCAAAUUACUUUGAGGAUAGCUUAUUUAUUGCAAAAUACAAAGUUUUCCAGACCCAGAGGAUACAAAAGUUAUUUUUAAAACAUGUCUGUAAUAUUUAAAUUGUGACACAUCUGAAACACUCUUUGAGCAACAUCAGACACUGUUGGGCUCUAAAAUGAGGAAUGACUUAUGUGUGAUGCAGUCACCACAAUUGGACUUGAGUGGAAAACUUUCUAUUCCAGGUUAAAGCUGCACAGUCCUUGUGAAGCUAGUGCUGUGCAUAAUAGGAGCAUUUCAGAUUUCAUAAUGAAACUCCACAACCUCUUUAAAAACAGUGAUAUCAAAUGAGACAGUUGCAAAGGCAAGAGCACUAAUCUAGUUGUGCUGCAGUUCAACUAUGAUCUAGAUCAAGGGUGAGCAGAAGGUCGAUCAGGAUCUUCUGGUAGAUCUGUGGGUGGUUUUAAGCAGAGUGGCAAGGAUUCUUGACUCCUAUUCAUUUAACAGUAGUAACAACAAAAUGAUUCUUCUCCCCCCAGCCAGGAAUUUACAUUAUAGUGUUGAAAUAAAAAAACAAAAAUGUGUGUGUACAUGGGGAGAGGCAGCAGCGGUGGAGGGGAGGAACCAAGAUUAGAUUUUUAUGUAGAAGGAUUGUGAGCUCCAUUCAGUUCUGGUACUAAAAUAGACACCUAGCUUCAGAAUUAUUUAAUUCUACAUAUGCAUAUAUUUUGCACUGGGCUCUGAUUGGUGGAUCUCUGAAUUCUAGUAAAAAAACAAAGCAGCUCUCACAAGCCUGUAGUGUCCCACCCAUGAGUAGACACAUCAUAGUAGACCAUCCCUAGCCAUAUUACCACAUCAUGUCUGUCACAGAAUUAGCACUUUAUCAUCCCUUAUCUCUGUAAUGUUCUGGAUCUUCUGGAUCUCACUAUGGCCUCCAUGAGUGAUGAUACUGCACUAUAGAAGAUCUUUUGCCAAAUCAGAGCUGGAAUAACACCUUGUUUCCACAGGGAACAUUUUGGUGGCCUAGCAUGGUCCUAAGGUUUUAUUCUAAAAGUGAGGAGCCUCAGGAAAUGGAUGUACAUCUCCAUGAUUGCCUCCCCAGGCUAGAUUUGCUUGGUGAAUUCAGCUUCCUUCUUAGCAGACGUUUGUGUCAGAGACCAGUCUCAUCUAGCUUGUAUAUAACUUGCUUUUCAAAGCAUUCCAGGUCAGUUUUGUGGUGUUUUGCAUUAUAACUUGUUCUUGGCUACAGCAAGUGCCCUUUCUAUCAAACCAUUAAAAAUUCAUCACAUGAACAUUUCUGUUUCUGGGGAACUGAGAGGAAGAUUAUGAGAAAAAAAUGUAGAGUUCAAUUUUUUGUUAGCCUAACCAAAUCGCCUACAAAUCAGUGUGUUUCUUUCAGGACACAGAGCUUUGAUACAUUAUAGAGUAAUAAAUAAGGAUUUUUUUCCUGUGCAUUUUCAUACAUAAUUGCAUACUUUUUGAAUUUAAUAAAUAUGCUAUAUCAACAAAGAUAUUUCUUCAUAAUUCCUGGUACAUCAGUCCACUCCU